AUGCCACGCGUGGUCGUACGCAGCGUAGGGAGCGCCACUCCGCGCGCCCUCCCGUUGCCUGCGUCACCCAGCAGCCGGCCAGGGGACGCCGGCGCGUUGUCGCCCGCGUCCCGAACCCCCACCUCCCCCGCCAUGUCCGUGCGGUGCGCGCCGGUCGAAGCCGCAGCACAUGCCCGCGACGUGCAGUGCCGGGCGGGUCCAGAGACCAGCGCGGCAGGGUCCUUGGCGCUGGGCAUCGACUUCGGCACUUCGGGGUGCCGGGUCAGCGUCAUCGACGGGGAGUCGCAGCAGAUAGUGUACGAGGGCGCCGGCAAAUACGUCGGCGAGCAGGACGACCCGACCGCGUCGUGGAGACAAGCCAUGGUGACCCUGGUCACGAGCGUGCCGGAGGAAGUUCGGGCGCGGGUGGGGUCCGUCGCCAUCGACGGCACCUCCGGAACGACGAUUCUGGUCGACAUCGACACAGGCGAUGUUUUGGCGGAGCCGAAGAUGUACUUUGAGGCGCAGCCGGCGGAGGCAGUGGCUGCGGUGCGCGCUGUAGCGCCCGAGAACCACACCACGCGCUCGUCGUCCUCCGCCCUGUGCAAGCUGCUCACGUGGUACACGUCCGGACUCAUCGCCGAGCUGGAGCGCGCGGGGAAGCGGCCCGUGCUCAUGCACCAGGCCGACUGGGCAGCGUGGUUGCUGCACGGGCAGUGGUGCUCCGACUGGAACAACGCGCUCAAGCUCGGGCUCGAACCCGACACGGGGACCUUCCCCGAGUGGAUGACGUCGAAGCCCUGGGCCAAGUACCUGCCCCCGGUCGCGCACGCCCCCGGCACCGUCGUCGCCCCGGUCACUGCGACCGCAGCAGUGCUCCUGGGCGUCCCCGCGGACUGCAAGGUCUGCGCUGGCACGACGGACUCGAUCGCCGCCUUCCUCGCGGCGGGCGUCACGGAGCCCGGGCAGGCAGUGACCUCGCUCGGAUCGUCCAUCGCUAUCAAGCUUCUCAGCGAGGUCCGCGUGGACGACGUGGAGCGCGGCGUGUACAGCCACCGCCUGGACGGCUCCUGGCUCGUCGGCGGCGCCUCGAACGCCGGCUGCACGGUCCUGCGGCAGCUCUUCACGGACGAACAGAUCGCGGAGCUCACGCCGCGCCUCGACCCCGACACGCCAACGGGGCUGGACUACUACCCACUCCCGCUCGAGGCCGUCGGGGAACGCUUCCCCGUCGGCGCGCCGGAUCGCCGCUGCAAGGUGGAGCCGCGGCCCGACGACGACGCAGUGUUCCUCCAGGGCAUUCUGGAGGCGCUGACGUCAGUGGAGGCCAGUGCGUACGCGGUGCUGGCAGAGAUGGGCGCCACGCCCGUGAAGGAGGUGCUGACGGCUGGCGGCGGCGCGAAGAAUCCAAAGUGGCAGGCGAUGCGCGAGGCUGCCAUCGGCGUGCCCGUGCGCGCCGCCGAGCAAGGGCAGGCCAGCUACGGCGCCGCUCUUCUGGCGCUGCGCGGGGCCGCGAAGAGCUAA
Messenger RNA from Pedinophyceae sp. YPF-701, 1503 nucleotides. NCBI's taxonomy places the organism in Eukaryota, Viridiplantae, Chlorophyta, Pedinophyceae. The record is from the annotation of a GenBank genome assembly.